CUGGUGGGGGUAAUUAGAGCAUGAUCUGACACUGAGGUCAAAGAUGAGAGACAGCUACACAGGAGGCUGAGCAUGGGAAUUUGAAGUUGGCCACUGAUGUAGGAAUGCCCUGUUUAUAACAAAAGUAACAGUUAGAUCCCAUGGCAAAAUUACCAAACUAAAUAUGUUUUGUAUGCAUUUAUAUGCACUUUGAAUUAUGGCAGAUAUAUAGCUGCAGAUAUUUAGCUGCCUAGGACACAGAUAUAGGAUGGUGCUGAGGAGGAACCUGUUAUGCCAACCCCUAGACUGGACAUUGCACUAGGCUUUCAUGUGAAUGCUAUUAUUGCACAUGUAAUUCACUACCAUGUAUGUAUGUGCAGUAAUGAAUGUGUUAAGGAUGGAUGGGUUGGCUAGGGUGUCUAGGUGGCCUGGCCUACCACUGUUUUGAAUGUUUCAUUGUUGUAAUAAAAGUUUUUCUUUUCUUUUUAGAUUAUGGAAAUUAUAUUUCCCUCACUGUUUUUCUUCCAUUUAAGAAAGAAAAGAAUGGAAAAAGUCGAUAAGCCUUUUAAUAAUGGAAAGCAAGUUAAAAGGCGCAAAUGCCAGAAGAUAAAAAUGUUUCGUGACCGAGUGACGCUGGUGGACCUAACGGACACUGAGAUUAAGGAUCGAUACAGGCUAAACACUGUGGAGAUUCUAUCGCUGUAUGAUGUGCUGAAAGUGAAUUUGUGCAAGCCAACUAAAAGAUCUCACGCCAUCCCUGGCCUUGUACGUUUGCUGUUGGCAUUAAAUUUUUUUGCAAAAGGUGACUUUCAAAGUUGCAUAGCAGUGAUUGGCGGUGUGUCUCAAAGCUCUUGCAGCCGCUCAUUGGAUGAAGUUUUGAAAGCAAUUAUGUUAGUUUAUAAAUCGUAUGUCUACUUUCCUUCUGACAGCAGUUAUUUGAAUACAGUUAAAGGAAAAUUUUAUGAGAUUGGCGGAUUUCCUAACAUUGUGGGAAUUAUAGAUUGUACACACAUUACACUAUGCCCACCUGCUGACCUGGAGCACAUUUACAGAAAUCGGAAGAGCUCCCACAGCAUUAAUGUCCAGCUUGUGUGUUCCUUUAAUCUAAAAUUUGUGGAUAUAGUUGCUAAAUUCCCAGGCUCUUCUCACGAUUCGUAUAUCUUGUCAAAUUCAUCUUUGUCUGAACGUUUUCAACAGGGCGAAUUCAAAGAUUCGUGGCUAUUAGGAGAUUGUGGAUAUCCGUUAAAAACUUGGCUGAUGACGCCAGUGUGGCGGCCUAAGAAUGCAAAAGAAAAAAACUACAACCGAGUCCAUGCUACAACAAGAUGUAUAAUUGAAAGAGCAUUUGGAAUCUUAAAGAGCAAAUUCCGUUGUUUGGACAUCACUGGGGGGUCACUACUGUACUCGCCUGAAAAGGUGUGCUACAUUGUUGUAGCGUGUGUUGUUUUACAUAAUAUCAUUAUACAAAGGGUCCAAAAUGAUGUAUGUGAAAUCCAACCAGCAUGUGAAGAAAACACUGACCUUCAAAUGCAUGUUGACCAGAAUGAAGCAAUUAUCACAAGGAACGAUUUGAUUCAACGAUUUUUUUGAUUGAUUCACUUGACUUUGGGAGGUUACAUUUUUUUUUGUAAAACUUGUUUAUAUUCUUAUUGUUGAUAUCUUGUUAAAUGUAUUCAUAUGAAAAGCUUACAAAACAAUCUUAAAAGGGUGGUUCUCCUUUACAGUAAAUUUACUUAUGUUAUAGAAAGGCUAAUUGAAAGGAACUUUUCAAUUGUUUUUCAUUAUUUAAUUUAAUUUAGAGUUAUAUGUCAUUUAUAUGCCAUUUUCUUCUAACUCUUCUUUUGACAGCAUUCCAAUGGGCGUCACUGUCCCCCUUCUAAAAAACAAAUGCUCUGUAAAGCUACAAAUUUAUUGUUAAUGCUUCUUUGUUUUGUGAAUGUUGCUAUUCAGGCCUCUCCUGUUUAGAUUCCAGUUUCUUAUUCAAAUCAAUGCAUGAUUGCUAGACAAAUGUUGGCCCUAGUUUGCAGAUUGGUUCAGAUGCAAAUUGAAGAAGCGCUGAAUAGAACUGAAAUAGUUGAGCUCCUGUUUGAAAUGUAACAGCCUAUACACACCUCAUAUAGCCUGUAUGGCGGUAUUCUUUAUUCAUUUGUCCAUACAAAAUCUCUUCUGUUCAGUAAAAUUUUGUCGGCUGGCGAGCCGUGUACAGCCUCCUUCAAAUCAUUUCUAAGAUUUAUUACGAUAUUCAGGUGGGGUAGCGUGAUGGACAUUUGCAAAAAAUUUAAUUUUCCACAAAUGUUUGCACAACCAGAUUUACACAUUUGUUUUAAUUUCAUGCAACAGAAUAUUGUGUCACUAAAAUUCUUUGUUUAUAAAACAUCCCACUAUUCAGAUUUGUAUUGAAAUUAAAAGACAUACCACUGUUAUUUUUCACAUUGAAAUUGGAGUAAAUAGUAAUGCAUAUUAAAAUGAUAUUUAACUUAUUGAGCAUGGUGGUAUAUUUUUUAUAUUCUUUU
Xenopus laevis (African clawed frog) is the source of this 2492-nucleotide messenger RNA. RefSeq names its product putative nuclease HARBI1. Lineage: Eukaryota; Metazoa; Chordata; Amphibia; Anura; Pipidae. The record is from RefSeq and is a predicted model, not a curated record. The transcript has 2 exons. Bases 472 to 1569 code for a protein of 365 amino acids.